AUGGAUCAACAGGUCAGAGAUGGAAACGCGUUCGCGAUUCCAGACCUUUGGAAAGCAUCAACCCUCGCUCAAUUUAGUGAGCGCGCAAUAGAUUCUAUUGCGUUCGAAAUUGAACCAUUGAAUGUACAAGAUGAAAGUCAUGAACGACUUGGGAUAUCGAAAGACCUAGACCUGGAGCUGCCCGAUUUCUCGACCUUUACUUAUGGCCCCAUAGAAGACCUAGGCGCAUUCGACGCUUCUUUUGUGCUUUCCUCCGCAGAAUCAUUUGAGACCCUUGAAACGCCUGACAUCUGGUCAUUUCCACUUGAUCCAGAAGUGCAAAGACCGGCCCAGUCGAAAAGCUGGGAAACCUUCUAUGAUAAAACCUUCCACGAGCCUCGGACUACAUACAUUAGCGAAGGUGGACCCCGGGUUUUUGAUGCCAUCCUUGCCGUCGAGGACGGAGAUACAAAGAAUGAUAGUCUUGGCAAAAGAUCUGGAUGUGUGAUCAAAUCUGCCGCUCUGGUAUCCAGCCUUGUCGAGCUUGGGCUGGGAAGAGAAUCCAUGCUAUAUCGCUAUCAUGAGCACGAACGAUCCUUUCUUCCCCUCAUCGGGAAUGGGCGCAUGUCAGGAUACAGCCUCGAGACAGUUCAAAGUCUUAGCGCUACCUUCAUCGACCAUGGCAACAAAACAAAACGCUUACAGUCUUUCAUUGACGAGACACAAACCUCGAGCAUGUCAAUUCCAACAUCUAUAGCUUUGGUGGGUAGCAUCUCUGCCAUCAUUGCAACACUUCACGCUCAAGUCGGAGAUUCAUCGACGUCAGCACGUAGUUUACUCCAACUCCAAUCACUGUUUGAAAGGCCUGGCUUAGUAUUGUCUUACCUUAACGACAUAGUCAUUAAGGUUGACGCAGCCAGGAGUGAUGAAGAGCUCUUAUCUCGGCUCUAUGAAUAUGUGGAAGAUACCGAACAUUCAGCUGAGUGGAUUCGGCCAGCAUUGUUCCAGAUUCUUGCAAGCGUGUCCAAACCAUGGCUAAGUUCUGUCUGCAAAUGGGUGGGUCUGAAGGAAAAGACCGGUGCUGGAAUUUAUGGUCACGGUCAGAACUUUGUCGUUGUGAGAGAGGAAUCACAAAGACUCGAGGGCGGUAAGGAGACGAAGAAGUUGGAAUAUGAUUUUAAGCAUCUAUCAAUGCCAAAUUUUAUCUCAGAAGAGGAUUCUUUUACAAUCUUCGAAACUGGAAAAAGCUUGCGACUACUCGAAAGUCAUCAACCCGAACAUCCUCUUUCGAGACCGACACAGGUUGGUACUAUGGAGGCCCCCGACCUAGAUUGGCGAUUCUCGUGGCGGGACUUGGAAGGAACACAAAGGCAAGCCCAGGAGUAUGAAUCAAACCUUCAGAAAGCCAUCGCGGACUUCAACCUCCAUGGUGGCAAUCCAAGAGAGGCGCAUAUGCCCAAAGAAGGCGUCGCACAGGCUGAGAUAGCGACGGUUGCGCUUUCGGAAGAGACGGCGAAAGCCUACAUCCACGCAUCCAUUGCAACCUUCGAGAAACCAUUACCCGAUUUGAAGGCGGAGAAGGGCAAUAAUUUUAUACCCAAGUGUAUUUACAAUGACUUGCCAGAGGAAGAGAUCUUUGCGCCUCCAUUGUCUCUGCUUCCCAUCCUGUCUUUCAAUCCUGUGAUCGCAAGUCAGGCCCUUCUCAUCAACCGUGCGUGCCUACGCCUUGUUUUCAAGGAGCACAACAUACGGUCUCACUUCAUUCUCCUUCACCGCUACAGCCUUUUUGGCGACGGCGUAUUCGCUUCUCGCCUUUCGCACGCUCUCUUUGACCCUGAACUCGACUCUGCUGAACGCCGGAAAGGUCGCUCCCGCGCUGGCACCUCGGGCUUGAAAUUGGGCUCUCGAGAUACUUGGCCACCAGCGAGCUCUGAACUGCGACUGGCGUUGAUGGGUAUUUUGACAGAAAGCUAUUACGAAUCUGGGCGAGGAGCCAAUGGUUCUUCAAUGUUCCGGAGAGAACUCCCUGGAGGCCUGAGUUUUGCCAUUCGAGACAUGCCUGAAGACGAGCUGCAGCGUUGUAUGAACCCUAACUCUAUCGAGGCCCUGGACUUUUUGAGGCUUCAGUAUAGGCCUCCGCCACCUUUGGACGCAGUGAUUACCCAGGCUUCCCUGACAAAGUAUGACACGGUCUUCAAACUCCUGCUAAGAGCAGUACGAAUGCUGUUCGUCGUAAACCAGCUCUUUCGUGACACAAAACUGCGCUUUGCAAUUCGUCAAGAAGCAGACCCUAUAUCUAAAUCUUUCCGAAUCCAAAGCCACCACUUUGUCUCCGCAAUCUGUCGGUAUUUUUUCAAUGGCGUUCAAGCGAAUUGGAAUAUCCUCCAACGGAGGCUCGAAGAGGUUGACAUAGCCUUGGACCGCGUUGGCACGAGCGAUGGCGACAGUCUUCAUAGACUGCGCGACUUUCACGAAGAUCUGCUGGACCGGCUAAUGUUUAGCCUGAUUCUAAGGAAAAGACAGGCGCAGGUCAUGAAGUUGCUCGAGGAAAUUUUCAGCCUGAUACUGGUGUUUGCACGGCACGCCAGGACUGAAGCUACCCGAGACAUGGGCCAUUCGGGCUUCAAGGUAGACCUGAAGGAGACCUAUGAGAAGUUCAAGAAGAAAGUCAGAAUUUUCAUCAGCGUUUGCAGAGGUUUGAACGAGCGGCGAGGCGAGGGCGGCACUAAAAGUCACGAUGCAGGUGAGGCGUUGAGCGAAGAUGGAGGAAACACCAUUGGCCAGCUUCUUCUGGACUUUGAGAUGAGCGGAUUUUAUGCAAAAUGA
This is a messenger RNA of Letharia columbiana, 2805 nucleotides long. RefSeq lists its product as uncharacterized. The transcript is spliced from 2 exons. Gene Ontology annotation, molecular function: microtubule minus-end binding; gamma-tubulin binding. Gene Ontology annotation, biological process: cytoplasmic microtubule organization; spindle assembly; meiotic cell cycle. The record is from RefSeq and is a predicted model, not a curated record. Gene Ontology annotation, cellular component: centrosome; gamma-tubulin complex; equatorial microtubule organizing center. Lineage: Eukaryota; Fungi; Ascomycota; Lecanoromycetes; Lecanorales; Parmeliaceae. The coding region runs from base 1 to 2805 and encodes 934 amino acids.